Corythoichthys intestinalis (scribbled pipefish) is the source of this 2737-nucleotide messenger RNA. RefSeq names its product NLR family CARD domain-containing protein 3-like. Gene Ontology annotation, molecular function: protein binding. Gene Ontology annotation, biological process: intracellular signal transduction. The transcript is spliced from 6 exons. Lineage: Eukaryota; Metazoa; Chordata; Actinopteri; Syngnathiformes; Syngnathidae. The record is from RefSeq and is a predicted model, not a curated record. Bases 122 to 2737 code for a protein of 871 amino acids.
ACCCAGUGUGCCCUGUCUAGGAGGACCAGAAAAACAAGUCAUUUGGACGGGAGGAGUUGAGAAGAGAACAAGGCCGCAUACCUGUUCGACGGUCACCUCCUUCACGUGUAUAGUCUGAAGGAUGGCUCAGGACAGCAGACUUAGGGAGCUGCUGUGGAACACGCUGAUGGAGCUGGGGGAGGAGGACUUCGCGUCCUUCAGGUUCCACACGGACCUGCCUGAAAGCGAGCGUGAAAACACCAGCCGUGAGUACAUUGCUGGAAAGCUCUUGAGUAAGCACGGUGACAACACUCUGGGUGAAACCGUCAAGAUUCUGGAGAAGAUCUGGAACAAAGAUUUGGCCCAGAAGCUGCACAGCAACAUGCUGAACAUAAAAGGUGCCGUCUUCUCCGUCCAUGAUGAUAAUCAGAUUAACCGAUUGAAGGGGAAGCUUCAAGAACACUUGAAGGGUUUAUACAGCUUUGCAUCUGAGGGCACCACCGAGCGCUGGAAGCAGCAGCCUCUGGCGGACGUCUACACGGAGCUGGACGUCACCUACGGGGCCGACGUCAUCCCCGACGAGCGGCACGAGGUCCUUCAGAUGGAGACCAGUGCCACUGCGGCAAAGGAGUCUAUCCUGCCAUGCGGCAUCUUCAAAAGACCUGACGGGAACCGGCGACCGAUACGCACGAUGCUCACCGUCGGCUUUGCGGGAAUAGGAAAAACCUUCCUGAUUCAAAAGUUUGUGUCGGGCUGGGCCAGCGGUAGUAGCAACCAGGACAUGGACUUCAUAUUUCCUUUCACCUUCCGCGAGUUAAACAUGGACAAAGGGAAAAGGUUUACGCUGGCCGAGUUAAUACGAUGUUAUAUCUGCAGAAACAGGCACAUGAGCAAGGAGACACUGAACAAUAUAUUUGCCGACCUGCAGAUGUCUGACAAGCAGGACUACGACAGCAGCAGGAUCAAGAUCUUGUUUAUCCUCGACGGACUGGACGAGUGCAACUUCAAAAUCGACUUGAAGAAUACGGGGAAAGUGGACAUGGACGUGAGGGAAGCCUACCCGCUGGAGGUACUGCUGGCGUAUCUCAUCAAUGGGAACCUGCUUCCGUGCGCCAGGGUUUGGAUCACCACGCGGCCCGCGGCGGCCCGCGAUAUCCCCUCCGACCUCAUCGACAGCAGAACAGAGGUGAGAGGAUUCAGCGAUUCCCGGAGGCUGGAAUACUUCAGGAAAAGGUUCCCAAAUGAGGAGCGCGUCAUUGAUCACAUUCGGAAAUCUCGAAAUAUCUUCAUCAUGUGCCACAUUCCAAUCUUCUGCUGGCUCACCGCCAGAGUUCUUCAGCAUCAUUUGGACAAAGGGAAGAAGGGAGAGCUUCCCACAACGCUGACUAACAUGUACUCAGCGUUAAUAGGUCACCUACUGGAAAACUCCAAGGAGAGAAAUACAAAUAAGUACAUCCUUGACGUGAAAGCACUCGCAAAGCUGGCCUUUGACCACACCAUGAAGAACUGUCAGAUCUUCUACGAGAAAGACCUGGUGGACAGCGGUUUUGAUUACAGCCAAGCUGCAAAACACUCCGGAAUAUUCACUGAGGUCUUUAAGGAGGUCCCUCCGCUCAAGAGAAACAAACAGAAGAUGUUUCAGUUCGUUCAUCUAACCAUCCAGGAGUAUCUGGCCGCACUGUACGUCAUGAUGAGCCUCUUCCAUGACAAAAAGAACGUACUGGAUGAUUCAGGUUGGUUACUGAAAAAAGUGGCUGAGCUUUUUAAGCAGACCACAAUCACUGAGGUCCACCAGUCAGCUCUGCAGAAAGCUUCAGAGAGUGAAGGAAAAUUGGACAUGUUCCUUCGCUUCCUCUUUGGCCUUUCCUUGCCAUGCAACCAGGAACUAGUGGAGGAACUGCUGAAGGCUCCUCAGGCCUGCGGUCAAAGCAAGUCAAAGACAGUCGAGUUGAUCAUGGAAAGGAUCAAACAGAACACUCCAGAAAAGAAUGUCAACUUGUUCUACUGCCUAAAUGAGCUGAAGGACGACUCCUUGCUGAAGCAGAUCCAGCAGGAAUUAGCUUCAAGACGUCUGUCCUGGGGUCAAAUGUCAAAUGACAUGUGGUCGGCCCUGGCCUUUUUCUUACUGACAGACGAUGAAACCAUGAAGUCCUUUAAUCUUGCCAGCUACUCCCGAUCGCGUUUGGGGCUCAAAAAGCUGCUGUUGGUGGUCAAGGCUUCUCAAACAUCAGAUCUAAGUAAAUGUUGGCUUGACAAAGGCAGCUGUCACCUGCUGGCUUCCGUUCUCAGUUCUCCAUCCAAUCUGAGGCAUCUGGACCUGAGCUCCAACUACGACGUGUCGGACGAGGAAGUCGAGAUCCUCUCAAAAGGACUGGCCAGCCCACACUGCAACUUAGAAGUCCUCACGCUGUCAAGGUGCAGCAUCACAAAGAAAGGAUGUAUUUCAUUGGCUGAGGCUCUCAAGGUAACCCCCUCCCAUCUUCUAGAGCUAGACCUGAGGUGGAACAAUCUGUCCGAUGAAGGGGUUGAGAUCCUCUCGAAAGGACUGGCCAGCCCAAACUGCAUCUUAAAAGUCCUCAAUCUCUCAGGUUGCAAGAUCACAAAACGAGGAUGUGUUUCAUUGGCUGAGGCACUGAAGCUAACCUCCUCCCACCUUCAAGAGCUGGACCUGACCGGGAACAAUCUUUUGGAUGAAGGGAUUGAGAUCCUCUCGAAAGGACUGGCCAGCCCACACUGCAUCUUAAAAGUCCUCAAGUAA